UCAAUUCGCGUGCGGCUGAAAAUGCCGUCGGCUGUGCAGGGGCACAGGAAUAAAGAUAGAAACCGCCAAAUUAGCGCCCACAGAAACUGAUGUCCACUUUGGCAAGCAGUCGCCCGCCUCCGCACAAAUUCAGCAUACUGAAUCGCAUUCAGCCGCAGGAGGAGGAGGAGCAGGAGGAUCCGGAGCAGGAGCAGGAGCAGGAGGAAGAGGAGGAGCAGCCGGAGGAGGAGGCCAUGCAUCCGGACUGCCUGCCACUGCCGCUGUCGCAGCACAUCAGCAGUCCGCAGGUGGGGGAGGAGGCCGAAGAUGACUCGGACCUGGGACGCAGCACCUCCAUCUGCAACGAGCGGCACCUCAACAUCGAGGACGAGGAUGAGGGCGAGUCGGCCGAUGCGGAUGCAGAUGCGGAAAUUGAUGCAGAGGAUCUCGAUCUGGAGGACGCCGCCAGCUGUUGCAGCGAGAACAGCGUCCUGAGCGUCGGCCAGGAGCAUCACUCUCAGGCAGCGGCGGCCCAAGCCCAAGCUCAAGCCCAGGCGCAGGCCCACGUCCAUGUCCAGGCCCAGGCAAGGCAGCGGCUCCUCAUGAGUCAGCUCUACCGCCCGUCGGCCUUCAGCAGUGUGUCCACAGAUCCGCCCGCCGUCUCAGUUGAUGCUGCCCCAGAUCCGGGCAGUGUCCUGCUGCCCCUAGGCGGACCCCCGGCGGGCAGCUUCCAGGAGGAGUUCCUGCGCAAGUCGCAGCUCUACGCCGAGGAGCUGAUGAAGCAGCAGAUGCACCUGAUGGCCGCCGCCCGCGUCAACGCCUUGACGGCGGCGGCAGCGGGCAAGCAGCUGCAAAUGGCCGCAGCAGCGGCGGCGGCGGCAGCAGCAGCAGCGGCUGCAGCAUCCGCACCCACGGGCCAGGAUGCACUUGCUCAGCUGACGGCGACGGCUCUGGGGAUUGCAGCGCCUGGCACGGUCACGGCCACGGGCACGGGCACGGGCACGGUCACGGGCCACCAGCAGCAGCAAUUGCUGAUGGCCCAGCGGGAGCAGGCGCAUCAGCACCUGCAGCAGCUCAACCAUCAUCAUCAUCACCACCUGCAGCAACACCACCAUCACCUCCACCACCACAACAACAACAACAAUGAGAAUCUGCACGAGCGAGCGCUCAAGUUCAGCAUUGACAACAUCCUGAAAGCGGACUUUGGCUCCCGCCUGGUUGCCGCCAAUGCUGGGCACCAUCAACCGAAGAACGGAGCAGGCGGUGCAGGCGGUGCAGGGAGCAACAGCAGCAACAAUGGCAACAACAGCCAGCAGCCGAUCAAGGCGCCCAAGAAGUCGGGCAAGCCGCUGAAUCUGGCCCAGAGCCAGGCGAUCAACUCGAGUGUGAGCUUCUCCAGCUCCCUGGCGAACAUCUGCAGCAACAGCAACGACUCGAACAGCACCGCCACCAGCAGCAGCACAACGGCCACCAGUCUGGCCGUGGAUCUGGUCAAGUCGCCACCACCCUCAGGCGGCGGAGCAGGAGCCAAGGAGACAGCCAAAAAAUCCGGAGACGAUUCGGGUACACCCAUCGUGUGGCCGGCGUGGGUCUACUGCACACGCUACAGUGAUCGCCCGAGUUCAGGUCGAAGUCCGCGUGCUCGCAAGCCCAAGAAACCAUCGACGGCCAGUGCGGCGGGUGGCAGCGGCAGCAGCGACAAGGGGGACACGGAUGCUGGCAACGUGCCGGAGGACAAGCGGCCGCGAACGGCCUUCAGUGGGCCGCAGCUGGCGAGACUGAAGCACGAAUUCAAUGAGAAUCGCUACCUAACGGAGAAGCGUCGCCAGCAGCUGAGCGGAGAGCUGGGCCUGAAUGAGGCACAGAUCAAGAUCUGGUUCCAGAACAAGCGGGCAAAGCUGAAAAAGUCGAGCGGCACCAAAAAUCCCUUGGCCCUGCAGCUGAUGGCCCAGGGGCUGUACAACCACUCGACGGUGCCGCUGACCCGCGAGGAGGAGGAGCUGCAGGAACUGCAAGAGGCGGCAGCCGCCUCCGCCUGCAAGGAGACCUCAUAGGGCAGAUGUACCGUACCGUACCCCUCGCUGGGGUAGCAAUAUGUACCAUCUACGAUUAGUAUUUAUGGUUUAGUACGUAAGUUUAGCGCUUUAAGUUGUACAAUAUUCUAGUCCCGCAGUGCCGCACAGAGUCGAUGUGGCAGACCCUCUGGUGUGUGCGUGUUUUUGUAUAAUAUCUAGUAGAUUCAUAAAUUCACAACUAAAUAAUUGAAUAAACAUUUAAAUUAUACGCAUAUCGCGUCGUGAUCGUUG
Messenger RNA from Drosophila guanche, 2285 nucleotides. Its product is annotated as homeobox protein invected. Gene Ontology annotation, molecular function: DNA-binding transcription factor activity, RNA polymerase II-specific; RNA polymerase II cis-regulatory region sequence-specific DNA binding. Bases 90 to 2033 code for a protein of 647 amino acids. Lineage: Eukaryota; Metazoa; Arthropoda; Insecta; Diptera; Drosophilidae. The record is from RefSeq and is a predicted model, not a curated record. Gene Ontology annotation, cellular component: nucleus. The transcript has 5 exons. Gene Ontology annotation, biological process: regulation of transcription by RNA polymerase II; neuron differentiation; multicellular organism development.